Messenger RNA from Siniperca chuatsi (mandarin fish), 1396 nucleotides. RefSeq names its product microfibril associated protein 2 (gene mfap2). Gene Ontology annotation, cellular component: microfibril. NCBI's taxonomy places the organism in Eukaryota, Metazoa, Chordata, Actinopteri, Centrarchiformes, Sinipercidae. The transcript has 9 exons. The record is from RefSeq and is a predicted model, not a curated record. Bases 185 to 682 code for a protein of 165 amino acids. Gene Ontology annotation, biological process: embryonic eye morphogenesis.
GGGUCGGUGCUUGGCCCGGGGGCUGGAGGGCUGGGGCUGGACUGGGAGGAGACUAAAGAUGCGGGGUGGUACAAUGUGGCGCUGCGAGUUCCUCCUGCACUCUGAGGACGCAUGAGAGCUGAGGACAGUCGGAGCAAACGGAAUCAAAGAUAGUGUUCAAGUCAGUCUACCUCCCAGAGUGACCAUGAGAGUCCUCCUACUAAUCUGCAUGCCAGUUCUGCUGCUCGCCCAGGCCCAGUACCAGGACCCGUUUCCUUUUUUGGUGGACUAUGGGCUGGAUUAUUUACCAGAGAAUCCAGACUCUGAAAAUCCUGAAUCUCUUCCUGGAACCUACCAGCAGCAGGUUCGGCUCGAUCCAGUGGUCCGUCCUGAAAAAUCAGAGUCCGAUUUGGAGCCCACAGAGCCUGGCCCUCUUGAUUGCAGAGAGGAGCAGUAUCCCUGCACCAGACUCUACUCUGUUCACAAGCCAUGCAAGCAGUGCCUGAACAGCCUCUGCUUCUACAGUUUGCGACGGGUGUAUGUCAUCAACAAGGAGGUUUGCGUGAGGACUGUGUGUGCACAUGAAGAGCUGCUCAGAGCGGACCUGUGUCGCGAUCAGUUCUCUCGCUGCGGCGUGGCAGCGCUGAGCGGCCAGUGUGCAUCACUAGGAGGAAGCUGCGGCAAGAGCUGUGGCGGCUGCUGAUUUGAGUACAGAGAUCAGGGACGCUACCUGCCCAGAUACUGCCGCUUUUCAUCCACACCAUCUUACUUUGUCCUACUCUCCUCACUUUGCUUUUUGACUCUUCCUGUACAACUCAUUACUCCUGUGCCAAAAGCACUUCUUGCAUUUGAGGUUUUUUGUUGUCUUUUCACAUGUAUGUCUGCCCAGUAGAUCCUGUGUAUGGAUAAAUAUACUCUAAAGAACAUUGACGAUUGUAUAAAUCGCUGGUGCUAUAAAAUCAUCACACUGGUGCUAUAAAAACUAUUAGAGAUGCACAUAAAACUGCGGAACAUCUUUUUUACAUAUAUUUUUUGGCAUAUUGUACCAUAUUAAUCUCAUGCUUUAUGUUUGUUGAUAUGUUACUGUACUUGUGUUGAAAAGCAGUCAUUCUCAUGAUGAUCUACUCAUCAGUGGUGGCCACUGUGCACUGACAUCAGACAAAACUAAUCAAUAUCCAGCCGCAGUCUCAUUGUUGAAGAUCAUGAGAUGUGUGAAGAAACAGGUGGUGAGUGACCUCAGUUUUUGUACUACUGCCACCUGGAUCUGUGCUUAGCAACCAAGCAGCAAGCUUAUAUAAAUAUAUUCCAGUGGCAACAAGUGCUUUAAAACGGCAUCUCACAAACGGCCUCUGUACUACUGCUUUUGUAAAACUGUCACUAUAAAGACUGAGAAAAAAUAAACUUUUUUUUUACUACA